This is a messenger RNA of Egretta garzetta (little egret), 906 nucleotides long. RefSeq names its product regucalcin. Bases 4 to 906 code for a protein of 300 amino acids. Gene Ontology annotation, molecular function: gluconolactonase activity; enzyme regulator activity; calcium ion binding. The transcript is spliced from 6 exons. NCBI's taxonomy places the organism in Eukaryota, Metazoa, Chordata, Aves, Pelecaniformes, Ardeidae. The record is from RefSeq and is a predicted model, not a curated record. Gene Ontology annotation, biological process: L-ascorbic acid biosynthetic process.
ACCAUGUCCUCCUCCAUCAAAAUCGAAUCCGUCGUGAAGGAGAAGAACAGGAUGGGAGAAUGCCCAGUCUGGGAAGAAAGGGAGACUGCACUCGUCUAUGUAGACAUCAACUCACAGAAAGUUUGCCGCUGGAGCCCACUCACCAACGAGGUGCAGAGCGUUUCCGUGGACGCCCGUGUCGGUUCGGUGGCAUUGCGGCAGUGUGGGGGCUACGUCAUCGCCCUGGGGACCAGGUUUGCCUUUCUGGACUGGGAUACUCAGGCAGUCACCACCAUCGUCGAGCUCGAGCAGGACAAACCCAACAACAGGUUCAAUGAUGGGAAAGUGGAUCCAAAGGGGAGGUUUUUUGCUGGUACCAUGGCUGAAGAGACGGCACCGGGGCUCCGAGCGAGGCAGCAAGGCGCUCUCUAUACCCUUUUCCCCGACCAUUCGGUAAUAAAACAGUUAGACCAGGUGGACAUCUCCAAUGGUCUGGAUUGGUCCCUGGACCACAGGACCUUCUUUCACAUCGACAGCCUGGCAUACGCUGUGCAUGCCUUCAGCUAUGAUGUGCACACUGGAAAGAUCGCCUGCCCCAAACUUUUGUACCAUCUAGAAAAGGAGGAGCAAAUGCCUGACGGGAUGUGCAUUGACGCAGAAGGGAAGCUCUGGGUGGCCUGUAUUGAUGGCGGCAGAGUCAUUCGUAUAGACCCAGAGACAGGAAAAAGAAUCCAAACUGUGAUGCUGCCUACUCCGAGGAUCACCUCUUGCUGCUUUGGUGGAAAAGACUACUCAGAAAUGUACGUGACUUCUGCAUAUGACGGACUGGAUGAGACCACCUUAGCCAAGGAACCUCACGCGGGAGAGAUUUUCAAGAUAACAGGCCUGGGUGUGAAAGGCAUCCCACAGAAUUUCUAUGCUGCUUGA